Messenger RNA from Nothobranchius furzeri (turquoise killifish), 7585 nucleotides. It is a transcript of the gene tanc1b, whose product is annotated as tetratricopeptide repeat, ankyrin repeat and coiled-coil containing 1b. NCBI's taxonomy places the organism in Eukaryota, Metazoa, Chordata, Actinopteri, Cyprinodontiformes, Nothobranchiidae. The record is from RefSeq and is a predicted model, not a curated record. Gene Ontology annotation, molecular function: protein binding.
UGUUAAACAUGUUAAAUAUCAGUUUGGACUGUUUAUUGAAUUUUCCUACAAUAAAUUCAGUCUAAAAAUCUGACUGAAUGUAUCCCAAUGUAUCGUGAGAUAUUGUAUCUUUGCCCUCUAUCGUGAUACGUAUCGUAUUGCCAUAAUUUCACCAGUACACAUCCCUAGACACUAGGUAGUGCUAAAAGCAAGCACAACUGCUCAGUAUCCCUUUAAGAUUAGACUAGGAAGCUCUUCACAGAUCAACUUAACUCUUAGUCUCUCUAGGGUUAAUUAAAAUGCUUUAAUGUCACAGAGAACAAGAACAUUUUGGCAUUCAAAUGCAGACAUGCUGGGAUGAGCAAACAAACUGCAUAACUGAAGUAUUUUUGUUUUAUUUUUUUAUUUUGUGUGAGCACAGACAACAAAGCAGCUAUGCACCUCCAAGUCCCCACUAAACACGAGGGCAUUUUCUCAGAGGACGUUAAACCGUCCCAGAUACAUCAUCUGACUCGCAUCAGCACACCUGGACCAUAAACUAUCCACAUGAUGUAACUGUUUUUGCAGAAAUGGGACAUGCUAUGAAAACUGUUAGCAAAUUAGUAACUUUCCGUCUCCAUUAGUGCAUUUGUGCGCGUCUGAGCACUCAUUUUUUGUUCACUAAGAAGCUAAUUGUUGUGGUUUCCUGCUGUAGUUUACAUUCCCACAGCCGACUAGAAGUGUUUUACUGGAAGUCUCCUGCCCUGCAACCGUAUUCGGGGGUUGUCGGACUAUCUAGAGCUGCUGUCUGAGUAGAGGGUGUAUGUGAGUGAGUUUUAUGUGAGCUUCGGGGUGCAGCCAAGCCUGCCUGACUAAGACACCGCCGCGUCUCAUCUCCUGUCCCAUCUGGAUCGCAUUAAUCCUGUCCGAUCAGGAAACCCAAAUAUGUGGAGAGUCCCCGUGUUCCUUCAGAUGCCAUCAUGUCAGCUCUGAGAAAAGUGGCUGAUAAGGAUUCCUCCCAUACGGAGCUGCAAGCAGAGCAACACCCAAGCUUCUCCUCUCCUGCCACUCAGGAACUGAUGACAAGGCUGGGCUUUUUACUGGGAGAAGGGAUCCCGGGUACGGCGCGCAUACCUAUGGACGACAAGAGUGAAAAGAAGUGCGAUUUGACCAGUCAGGGUAUUAGUCCCUGCUCCACACUGACCAGCAGCACGGCGUCUCCCAGUACCGACAGCCCAUGCUCCACCCUGAACAGCACAACCAGUCGUCCCCCGCUCAGCCACUCCAGCCCGUGUGGAACCAUCAUCAGCCCCAGCUCCACACUCGAGAGCAAAGACAGUGGGAUCAUAGCCACCAUCACUAGUUCUUCAGAGAACGAUGACCGCAGUGGCUCCAGCCUCGAGUGGAGUAAGGAUGGCAGCCUAAGAAGCAGCGGGCGCCAUGGCCUGGCACAGAGUGUCCGGGCUGACACGUGCUCCCCUGUGGUGGAGGAAGACUCCAGCAGUGCCACAACAACACCAGCUGACACCCCGUCUAGGACUGAACACCAGCAACAGCCGUCCCACGUACCAGCACCGCGACCUCCAGGUCACUCACCUGAGGUACCCAGUCAGUACCCUCCGCCGACAUCCUCCUCCUUGAUGAUGCCAAGACCAAACUCUGUUGCUGCGACCAGUUCCACAAAGCUGGAAGACCUGAGUUUCCUCGAUGAGCAGCGCAACACCCCUCUGCGGACUUCCAUCCGCCUGCCGUGGCACAACACAGGAGGACGGCCUCCUCAGGACUCUAAAGCCCGCUUUGCCCCCUACAAGCCUGUGGACAUCAUGCUCAAACCCUUGUUGUUUGAGGUACCCAGCAUCACCACGGACUCUGUGUUCAUUGGUCGAGAUUGGCUCUUUCAGCAGCUGGAGGAUACCCUGAAGGCCGGCGAUUCCAGUGGGACCCAGGGAGCGAUGGUGGUGGGCAGUGUGGGGUAUGGGAAGACAGCCAUCAUCUCCCGGCUGGUGGCGCUGAGCUGCCACGGAGGACGCAUGCGCCAGAUCGCCUCCAACAGUCCCUGUGCCUCUCCUAAAAGUGGAACAGGACAAGGAGCUGAACUUCCUCUCAGCCAGCCGCCACAACCCACGCCCCCAUCCAGCGCCACCAACACUCUGAGCACCAGCAGCUGCCCAGGAACCCCCGAGCUGCAGCGACGUAGGGAGGAGGCGGUGAAACGCCUUGGUGCCAAGGUGGUUGCGUAUCAUUAUUGCCAGGCGGACAACACAUACACCUGCCUUGUGCCAGAGUUCGUACACAGCAUUGCAGCCUUGCUGUGCAGGUCACAUCAGCUCUCUGCAUACAGGGAGCUGCUGCUGAAGGAGCCUCACCUUCAGAGCAUGCUCAGCCUGCGCUCCUGUGUCCAAGACCCCAUGGCAGCUUUCCGAAGGGGGGUCCUGGAACCACUGGCCAACCUUCGUAAAGAAAGGAAGAUUUCUGAGGAGAACCACAUCAUCUUGAUAGAUGGGCUGAACGAAGCAGAGUUUCAUAAACCCGACUACGGAGACACCAUCGCGUCUUUCAUCUCUAAAAUCAUCACCAAGUUCCCUCCGUGGCUUAAACUGGUGAUCACCGUUCGUGUCAACCUGCUGGACAUCACCAGCCUUCUGCCCUUCUCCAAGAUCUCCCUGGAUGACUUUAAUGACAACAAAGAGAUAAGCAACGACCUGAAUGCUUACAUUCAGUACCGCAUCAAUAGCGGUAAGGAUAUUAUGAACAACAUUAGCUUGAACGGGAAGGCCGACCCCGGCACCGUGAGCAAGCUCAGCAGCCACCUGAUCUCCCUCAGCCAGGGCUCCUACCUGUAUCUCAAACUCACCUUAGACCUCUUUGAGAAAGGCCACCUCGUCAUCAAAAGCUCCAGCUACAAAGUUGUUCCCGUUUCGCUGGCUGAACUUUACCAGCUCCAGUGCAACAUGAAGUUCAUGACCAAUACAGCUUUUGAGCGCUCUGUGCCCAUCCUCAACGUGGCUCUGGCGUCGCUGCACCCCAUGACCGAUGAGCAGCUUUUCCAGGCCAUCAACGCCGGCUACAUCCAAGGCGAGCUGCCCUGGGAGGAUUUUCGGCAGCGCAUGGACCUGCUCGCGGGUUUCCUCAUCAAACGGCGUGACAAGACGCGCAUGUUCUGCCACCCUUCCUUCAGAGAGUGGCUGGUAUGGCGAGCAGAUGGAGAGAGCACAGAUUUCCUGUGUGACCCCAGGAGCGGCCAUGCUUUCAUGGCCUUUAUGUUAUCGCGCCAGGAGGGGAAACUGAAUCGUCAGCAGACAAUGGAGCUGGGCCACCAUAUCCUGAAGGCACACAUCUUUAAGGGCCUGAGUAAGAAAACGGGAGUGUCGUCCAGUGUGCUUCAGGCUUUGUGGAUCAGCUGCAGUGCUGAUGGACUUUCUGCAGCCUUGGCUUCCCUGAGGAACCUCUACACACCAAAUGUCAAGGUAAGCCGGCUGCUGAUGCUGGGAGGAGCGAACGUGAAUUACCGCACAGAGGUCCUGAACAACGCGCCGGUGCUCUGUGUCCAGUGCCACCUGGGGCACCAUGAAAUCACCUCGCUGCUGCUGGAGUUUGGCAGCAGCGUGGAUGUUGUGUCUGAAAACGGCAUGAGCCCCUUGUGUUUCUCAGCUGCUGGAGGACAUUUGGGACUAGUGAUGCUGCUCUGUAAAAGGGGGGCCAAGGUGGAUCACGUCGAUAAGAGUGGCCAGUGUGCGCUGGUUCAUGCCGCAUUGCGUGGACACUCGGAGAUAAUUCAGUACCUGCUGGAGCUGGAAUGGAGUGCUGAGGGGCAGCAGCAGGACUGCUCUCUGAAGAACAAAGCUCUGCAGCAGGCUUUGAUCGCAGCCUCGAGCAUGGGACACACACAGGUUGUGAAGGACCUGCUGGCGUUGAAAAAUGAGCAUGCUGUGCAAAUUGAUAGUCAUGACACUCUGUGGGGCGAGACAGCUAUGACAGCAGCAGCAGGUCGAGGAAAGAUGGAGGUGUGCAGCUUCCUGCUGGAGCAGGGGGCUGGGGUGCAGCAGGUGAACCGGCGGGGGGUCUCCCCCCUGUUCUGCGCCGUCAGACAGGGACACUGGCAGAUUGCAGAGCUGCUGCUACAACAUGGCGUUGACAUCAACAUGAGCGAUAAACAGGGCAGAACUCUGCUCAUGGUGGCUGCCUGUGAGGGCCACUUGAGCACCGUGGAAUUUCUGUUGUCUAAAGGUGCAUCUUUAAAUUCGAUGGACAAGGAGGGACUGAUGCCCCUGAGCUGGGCCUGUUUGAAAGGACGGAAGAACGUGGUGCAGUUUUUGGUGGAGAAAGGUGCAGUCAUCGACCACACGGACAAAAACGGGAGAACUCCACUGGACCUGGCUGCUUUUUAUGGAGAUGCAGAGAUUGUCCAGUACUUGGUGGAAAGAGGAGCGGUGAUAGAGCAUGUUGACCACAGUGGGAUGAGGCCUCUGGACCGGGCCAUCGGCUGUAGGAACACGUCGGUGGUGGUGACGCUGUUGAAGAAAGGAGCCAAGCUGGGCUACCGAACGUCUCCUUACGAUCGAUCAGGGAAUGCUGCCUGGGCUAUGGCUACUUCCAAGCCUGAUAUCCUCAUCAUCCUUCUGCAGAAGCUGAUGGAGGAAGGAAACCUGCUUUACAAGAAGGGGAAGAUGAAAGAGGCAGCCCAGAGGUACCAGUACGCCCUGAGGAAGUUUCCUCGAGAAGGCUACGGUGAUGACCUGAAGGCAUUUAAAGACCUGAGGGUCUCUCUGUACCUCAAUCUCUCCCGCUGUCGCAGAAAAACCAACGACUUUGGUAUGGCGGAGGAGUUUGCAACAAAAGCACUGGAGCUGAAACCCAAAUCCUAUGAGGCCUACUACGCCCGAGCAAGAGCCAAAAGAAGCAGCAGGCAGUUUACAGCGGCUCUGACUGACCUACAUGAAGCGGCCAAGCUUUGCCCCAAUAACCGGGAGAUCCGUCGCUUGCUGGCUCGAGUGGAGGAGGAGUGCAAGCAGAUGCAGAGAACUCAGACCAAAGGAAGCUUCUCCGGAGCUGCAGCUGCUUCCAGUCAGGCGUCUGGAGAGCAGGAAUCUGACCAGGAGCAGGAUGAAGGCCAGGAAGACUUCUCACAGCACAGCCUUGCACGAACCAUGGAAGGCCAUAGAAGCAUUCUGGAGGAAGAGGAGGAGGAAGAUGAGGAGCUGGUUGCCUUAAAGCAUGAUAGAACAGAUGAAGCUUGCUGCUCUCAGAACAGUUACUUUAACAGAGCCUCACCCGGUGAUUCAGCAGCUGUCAACAACUGCCUAGGACAUCCGAAUCAAAGCCUGAGCUCCAGCUCCCCUCCAGGCCCCAGCAGACUCCCUCCACACAGGUACCCUCGAGAGCACCGGGAGGCGCUCGCCCAACAGGCUCUGGUCCUGCAGCCAAGCAAGCAGGCUCAGAUCGUGAAGACCAAUCAGCACAUGAGCUCCACGCACACUGUAUCGGGCCGAUGUCCUGGGACUAAAGCUCAGUAUGCACCGUCCAGCCCUUUACCAAGCCGGCGCAUGUCCAGUGCACUGAAACCGGGUCCAGGUAUUGACAUCAGCCCCCUGCCCCCCCCACCUGAAGAGUCUUUGUAUGACAACCGUGUGUUACUGGCAGCCCCAUCCACAGCCAUUAGUCAAAGUUGUGACCGCGAGACCCAGGGUUCCUACUCGUCCUGCAGCACCUUUAAAGGUCUGGGUCAGGACCGGCCGUCUGCCCACUCUGCUUCUUCUCUGGAUGGGCUGAUCUCUGGCGCAGGGAACCAUUCUGAUCCUGGGAAGGAAGGGAUGUGUGGUGCUGCAGGAUCUCAGAGAGGAAGCACCAGCAGCAUGCGUGUGUCCAGUUCCACCAGCAGCCUGGCGUCCAGCAGCAGCCUAUCAGACAGCAGCAAGCUGGGACCGGAUGUCCGCUCCAAGAUCCCAGACAAAACCAAGCACAGCCAGCAGGCUGGCUCUGCUGCAGAAUAUAAACCCAGACCUUUCAUGGGCGUCACAGACAAGACUGCACGCUUUCAGCAGAUUCCAACACAGCAGGCGCAGCAUCAUCCCAGCCUUCAGGUCGCCAGUCGCAACUGGCUGAGCCACUCUUCUGACGGCCCGGUGGGCCACAACAUGUCAGCAAUGGGCUUACAGCAGGUCGACAGCAAAUACCACGACCAACACAAACUUCCACCACCACAGGGCGUCAUGGCAAUGAAUAACUUACAACAAAAUGGCACGCAUGCCAAGGAACUUUCAGAAAAGUUCUGCCAGUCGGCCAACUGUUAUAAAGAGUCCAAGCCGGUGCUGGCAUUGUCCAAGCAGUCUGGUCUAGUCCGAGAUAAUCCCGCCAUUCACGUAGCUUCUAUGAAACCAAAGCGAUCGUUUAUAGAGUCGAAUGUGUAGAGAUGUGUAAAAUCUGUCUGGCUGUCCACAACGCACAGUCACUAGCAGGACUGGUGCACGUUUAGUUUGUAAACCAGUCUGAUUCCAGUCUCACUUUCAAGCCUCUGAAAAAGUUUGCAAGCUGUUUGAGUCCACACGCAACGAGAGCAGCGCGCUGAAAGCUCCAGAUUUCAUUCCUCUCAAUCUGCCGUUGAGUGCCGUCAGCUUCUGUUACACGACAACAUGUCCGCUGCUCUGAUGGAGCUCCGUGCACACGUAUAGUACAAGUCCGGUCAACGACAGCAAAGACUGCACACAGGACAUGGAUGUAUGAGUGCAUAACAUUUACAGCUUUAGCAUAAAUGGAAACUCCAGUUUGAACGGUGUUCUAUGGUGCAGAGGGGGAGAAAAAUGGUUUCAGAAGGGUUUCAGACAUCUUCACCGUUUGCACACUUUGCCUUGGACAUUUUCUACUGAUAAUUACAUUUAUAGAAUUUUUUUAAAUUAAAUCCUAGAAGUUUCUGCAGACUUCUGUAAAAAAAAUUGUCUUAGGCACGCAGUUCGAUCUGGAAAUACUUGAAUAUUGAAAGAAGCUGCAAAUAUAGUUAAAGCUCUGCCAAAAUUACAGAUAGAAUAGAUUGUAAUUAAACGCUACUGUAAAACUACAACGCUGCAUUGUGUGCUAAAAGUGAAGCUGUCUGAUUAAAUCCUGAAACGUCUGAGGAACGGGCAUUCCUGUGAUUUAUGAAGGAUGUUAUAGAUCCUCAUGUUGUCUAUAUGAUAUAAAUAUGUUCAUUUUCCAGUGAAGGUCUAUGUUAAAAGUGUUCUGGCUUGUGUAUUUUGAGUGUUAGGCACAAUGUUGUUAAAAUGGUGUUAAAACAUUUGUUAAAUCUAUUUGUACAUUCUAUAAAUCACCAUUAACACUGAAUCCCCUUUUUCUGUAUCUGCUUGUUGCUGUCUAGUUAAUUUAUUCACAGUGCCAAUGCCUUGGUCAAUUGUAAAAGCAAUAUAUUUUAUAUAGUUAUUUUUGCACAGCUAAGACAUUUUAUGAUUCUCAGUAAUGAGACGUCAGCGCAUGCUACAAUUGCAGUUUAUAUUAAGGAGUUUAAAAAGUAUCUAUUAAACAAUUGUUGCCAUGUUUUCAGUAUUGUGAGCUUUAUUAGCUGUGAUACUGUAAUUGAACAUUACUGCCAUAGUUACCAUGGAAGACAGAAGUAAAGACCCACUGAGGAGAAAAUUUA